AUGGAUUUUCUUCGCCAGCAAACACAACCAAUUGACUUGCUUUAUGCACAUAAUGUUGACCUAUUAAGUGAACAUUUGUUACAACUCAGGAGAACUAGAGGAGGUCCUUUACCAAAAAUGAAUGGAAAAAAACUGUUUUGCAAAGUAUUUGAGCUUCGUUGCCUACAAGCUGCUAUACAGAUUACACCAAGAGAAGUUGGAGAAUUCAUUAAAAAUGAACGCUGGAGAAGUACAGAUCCUACAGAGCGAUAUCAAUACAAUCUUUAUGCAAAAGCAGCAAAUGAAGAGAACGAACGAAUGUUUAUGGCAACAAUUGACAUCAAUGGACCUAUGAAUGUUAAUGAAGAAGAUAAUUCAGACGAUAAUGGAGAAAAUAAUCCAAGUCGCAACGGAGGUGCGCUUAAUGACUUUUUUAAUGGGACUAAUUCCGCAAUUGGUCAAUAA
Molecule: messenger RNA, 444 nt
Organism: Cetraspora pellucida
Lineage: Eukaryota; Fungi; Glomeromycota; Glomeromycetes; Diversisporales; Gigasporaceae
Source: the annotation of a GenBank genome assembly